Hydra vulgaris (swiftwater hydra) is the source of this 667-nucleotide messenger RNA. RefSeq names its product ornithine decarboxylase antizyme AZ (gene az). The record is from RefSeq and is marked validated. Gene Ontology annotation, cellular component: cytoplasm; nucleus. Gene Ontology annotation, biological process: positive regulation of protein catabolic process. NCBI's taxonomy places the organism in Eukaryota, Metazoa, Cnidaria, Hydrozoa, Anthoathecata, Hydridae. Gene Ontology annotation, molecular function: ornithine decarboxylase inhibitor activity.
GCGUCAAUGACUUUUUAAUAAAUUUGACUUUUCAUCCUUUUUUGGUUUAAACUGCUGCAGCAGUUUUUUAUGUAAAAAUUAUUCCAGAAACGAAAAACCCAAGAACGCCACGAAGGAAACGAAAAAAAUGUCUUACAAGGGUGGAAAUAAACACGCGUGCAUUGGAUGGUGGUGUUCCUAAUAUUAUUCAAAGCGAAAUCAUUGAUAAUUUGGAAGGGACUAAAGAGAACUUCUUUAAAGAAGCUCUAUUACCAAAUGAAUGUGAUCAAGAUGGAAUAGAAUUAAUUCACUUUUUAUUUGAAUUUAAAGAUGGCAACCACUUUAUUUCAUCAUGGAAUGGUUUAAAAAUCAGUAGCAUUUUAUUUGUUGAAAUUUCAAAAGGCGAACUAUUAUCUGGAAAUAAAGAGAGCUUUGUCCAACUUCUUGACUAUUCAGAAGAGGUGAUAGGAGCUUCAACUCUCAUUCUUUGUAUUCAUAAAGAUAGAAAGGACAGAGAGGACGUGUUGCGUACUUUCAUGUUCCUCGGAUUCCAGCUAGUCCAUCACAGCAAUAUACCGAUUUCGAUUAAGGAGAAUUUUUUGUACAUGAUGUAUUCUUUUGACGAUUAAAAACAGAUUUUUGUUUCUUUUUGAAUAAUAAAUAUCGUUUCCAUCUUGGUUGUUAAAAU